AUUCACCUCGCCAAACUUUCCCCUCUUCCUCCGCUCUUCGCCCCCACCCCUCCACACCACCUUGCCGCAAAUGCCCCAGUAGGCUCCAAACAAAGUUCGGCACCCGAACCUCUAGCAAGCUCUGCUCUCCUAUUUCCCCCACUUCUAGCAAGCUCGGCUGCCGGCCAAACUUUCCCCUCUUCCUCCGCUCUUCGCCCCACCCCUCCACACCAACCUUGCCGCAAAUGCCCCAGUAGGCUCCAAAAAUCCAAAACCAUCCGUCCUCUCACCCACCCAUCCAGCCCAGGGCGGUGGCCAUGACGACCCGAUCCAACGGCGACAACCACGGCAACGGCCACCACAACGCGGGGUCCUGGUACCCACAGCGCCGCCCGCACUACGGGUACGGUGGCGGGUCCGCCUCCUUCCGCGGCUGCUGCUGCUGCCUCUUCCUGCUGCUCACUUUCCUGGCGCUCCUCGCCCUGGCGGUCGCCCUCGUCGUCGUGCUUGUGGUGAAGCCCCGCAAGCCCCAGUUCGACCUCAACCAGGUGUCCGUGCAGUACCUCCUCGUCGCCCCGCCGACGUCCCCCUCGGCCUCCCCGGCAGGCGUGCCCCCCGCGGCCCCCGGCGCCGCCUACCUGUCGCUCAACAUCACGCUGCUCUUCACCGCCGUGAACCCCAACAAGGUGGGCAUCCGGUACGGCGCGACGGCGUUCGACGUCAUGUACCACGGGGUGCCGCUCGGGGUGGCGGCAGUGCCCGGGUUCGAGCAGCCGGAGCACAGCACCCGGCUGCUCCAGACCCGCGUCAUCGUCGACCGCUUCAACGUGCUCCAGGCCGACGCCCAGGACCUCGUGCGCGACGCUGCGAUCUACGACCGCGUCGACCUCCGCAUCACCGGCGACGUCGGCGCCAAGAUCCUCGUGCUCGGCUUCUCCUCCCCCAAGGUCCAGGUGUCGGUGGAUUGCGCGAUCGCCAUCAGUCCGAGGAGCCAGUCGCUCAAAUACAAGCAGUGCGGCGUCGACGGGCUCAGCGUGUAGGUAAGUUACCAAGCCGCCGCCGCCGCCGCAGCAGCAGCAGCGGCAGCGGCGGCGGAAGCUGUAGCUGUAGCUGUAAUCCAAUGGAGGUAGAUGAAGUGGAUGGGAUCUGUUCGUCGAUUCUAAUCUCGGGUCUUGAUUUCCUUCCUGUACGUGGGGGGGGGGGGUAAAUUUUGAGCCCUCACCUUACAGGAGGCCGCUGGUUUUUGUGAAUUACCACUGGUUGCAAUUAGUGGCAUACUAUUACCACGGUUGUCUGUAUUCAUCAAUCACCAUUGCUUAGGAGCUAAGGGAAGUGGAUCGAAAAAGCUGGGAGCGAGCUGAACGAGCGAGAGGAAGCUGAUCGCUUUUCUCUGCUCCCCUCCCUUGUCCGUGCCCUUGAUUGUUUCGUGUUUCCAUGGGUUUGGGAGUUGGUGGGAGUGCGCUGCCCGACGCACACAGCCAUGCCCUUGUCUGUUUAAUCUGGCUCACUUCAGCCAGCAGUGGAGUCGGGGCAUAGGAUGGGGAAGCAAAUUUUUUAAGUUUAUGUACGUGCCAUUCACUCUUGAUCUAAAGGAGUUAGGCCGUGGCCACUGGCCCGUGUGCGUGGGUGUUGGUUUCUCACUUCCAUGGUGGUGGUGGGGUCAAACCGUCGAAGUUUUACACUUGCGUCGAUGAUGGGGGCGAAACGGAAUUUGGCAUUGUAAACGAGGACCCGGCGUGGAAGAACCUUUGGAUUUCCAAUGUAACGUGCGGCGUGACCCGUGUCGUCUACACAUCUUCUGUGCACGUUGGAUAGUUGGUGUAUAGAAGUGAGCUACUGACUGCAAAUCUCGGUUCGCACAUGGCAAUCUUUUUUUUUUGUUGAGUUUACAGGAUACUUUCUGUCAUCAGUGUCUUGGUUGAUUCCCAUGCUAUGCCGCAUAGUUGUACAAAAUUUAUUCUGGACUUGAAUUCAUUUUUUCCUUUUAA
This is a messenger RNA of Phragmites australis (common reed), 1967 nucleotides long. RefSeq lists its product as uncharacterized. The transcript has 2 exons. The record is from RefSeq and is a predicted model, not a curated record. NCBI's taxonomy places the organism in Eukaryota, Viridiplantae, Streptophyta, Magnoliopsida, Poales, Poaceae. Bases 297 to 1019 code for a protein of 240 amino acids. Gene Ontology annotation, cellular component: plasma membrane.